Molecule: messenger RNA, 3022 nt
Organism: Nicotiana tabacum (common tobacco)
Lineage: Eukaryota; Viridiplantae; Streptophyta; Magnoliopsida; Solanales; Solanaceae
Biological process (GO): lipid metabolic process
Source: RefSeq, a predicted model, not a curated record
UCCUAAACGACGCCUCUCCAGAAUCCAGAGGCGAAAAAAAAUGAGAAAAAACGACCAGAAAAAUCUUCAGAAUUUCUAAAAAUGUCAAAUUAAUUUCACAUUUGAAUGUCUCCUCUUCUCCCUCUGUAUCCCAAUCCAACAAAAUUGCGGAACAGAUCAAAAGGCUUAGGUUUAAGCUUUUUGAAAUUCUCAAAAAUCAAAUCAUUCCGCAAAAUGGUGGUGCCUUUAUUACAGGCACCGGAAUUUAGGAAAUUAAGGAGAUCAGCUUUAAUAUUGGGCCUCUCCAAUGCGCUUAUAAUAAUAAUGGGAGCUAUUAUUGUAAUUAUUACGCGUUAUUCGUGUGGAGAAAAGGAUAUUGCGCCAGUUUUUGUUAUAAUGAUGGCUAGUUUUGUAAGAAUUGGUGCUAUGAUUGGAACUGGUAUUGCUCAACAAGAUACUGCUUCUUGUAUUUUAACUUCUCAGUCCGAUUUGCCUGAUUCUCAAGCUGCUAUUCGACACCAAAGACGGAGGAAAUAUAGGAGACUGUUAUUGUGGACCCGAAUUGCCUCAGUAAUUACAGUGGUGCAGCUUCUUGGGGCUGUUUUUCUUUUGUUCAGUGUCACAAAUCUUUUGCAUCGUGAUACAACAUCAAGCAACUGUUUGAGAGGGCUUCUCUCAAAUGGUUCAUGGUGGCAACGCAACAUACUUAUUCUUUUUAUGGUUAUUAUUUCUUAUGUGGCUCCAGUACAAUGUUUUGCUGGAGCCGAGGUCUUGAGAUGGAGGUCUUUCUAUGCAACAGAAGAUAAUGCAUGGAAGGCACAUUAUAGGGAGGUAUUUGAUCAUGGCAUUCGUGAAGCUUUGUGCUGUCUGGGACGGGUCAAAUACUUGACUGUGCUAGAGGAAGAUGAAGUUUGUUCUGUGGCACAGUUACUUGGUGAUCUUGUGACUUACCGUGCAUCUGGGACAGGUCAUUUGGAGCUCUUAGCAGGACUAGCUUUAUUGCAGAAUCCUCGUUCAUUCUCUAAAUUGUAUGAAGAGUCAAUGAUCGUACCCAUGGAAAGGAUGCGCGAGGCUGCUUUCUUUCAUCCGUUUGCUGAAGCAGCCUACACGGGUCUAUUACUUGAUAUAGGAAGAAAUCCUGUACUUUUUUCAUGUUCAUGGCUCUAUAGGCAAGGCAUUCUUGCUCCCUGGCUAUGGAACAGGCGACCUUUACUCGAAGGUGACAACUGGUGGCGAGGUCAUGCAGCAGCCUUCUUGAAACAUGUUCAUUUGUCAGCACAUAUGCUCAGAAAAGGGCGUGUUAAUCAAGGAAAGUGUAAAGCAGCAUACUUUAUUGUGGUUUUGCAUAAUGUGAAAUCUGUUGUAAUUGCUGUGAGGGGAACUGAGACCCCUGAAGACCUCAUAACUGAUAGUUUAGGCAGGGAAUGCUGCCUUACUGAAGGAGAAUUAGAUAGCCUACUACAUGGCAAUCAUUUUGACUCGUGCAUUCGUCAAAGGGUGGUUUCAUCCAAACCACACUAUGCACACUCAGGAGUAGUUGAGGCCGCACGUGAUCUUUACAUGCAAGUAGAUGGAAAUUCUGAAGAUGGUGGAUUUCUCUCGUCAUUGCUGGGAGCAGGAUGUGAGUGUGAGGGAUAUGGUGUGCGAAUAGUGGGGCAUUCCCUUGGAGGAGCUAUUGCUGCAUUACUAGGAAUGAAGCUGCGCAAACAAUAUCCGGAUAUACACGUCUACACAUAUGGUGCUCUCCCAUGUGUGGGUCUGGUGGUAGCAGAUGCUUGUUCAGAAUUCAUUACCAGCAUUGUAAACAAUGAUGAAUUUUCAGCGCGCCUUUCAGUAGCAUCAAUUAUGAGACUUCAAGCAGCUGCACUUAGGGCACUAUCAGAAGAUGGCACUGUUGAUAUUACAACAAUUUUUAAACUUGCUCAUCACUUUACUUCACUGAGUGUCUGUCAGAAAAGCAUGAACGAUGGAGAAUCGUCAGUGAAUUCUUUGACAGCAAUGUCAAGUUGUACGAACGAAAUCAACCAUAGCCAGCUUGAAAAUGGAUUGGUAAAGCACGAACCAGGAUCCUCUUUUUUGCAUGACAUAGACACAGAUUUUAGCUCUGAUGAUAAAACCGGUUCAACUAAUUCAUCAAAUCGUUUCAACAGUCCUUUUAAUUGUUCUACUUCUGAUUCAAGUCCAUUUGGUGAUCCUUUAGCCGAAUUUAUGGAGGCUGUUCCAUCUUCUGAACAUAAGUCAUCAUUGAAUAUCCCAGAAUUGUUUUUACCUGGUCUUGUUAUCCAUAUUGUGCCACAGAAGGACGGCCUUCAUAAACCAUUGUGGAAACGCUGGAGAACUUGGGAGAGAAGCUGCAGGUAUAGGGCCUAUGUUGCAAAAAGAGAAGCAUUCAAAGAUAUAAUAGUAUCGCCAUACAUGUUCCUGGACCAUCUACCUUGGAGAUGUCAGAAUGCAUUGGAAAAUAUACUGAAGACCGGAAACGUUCAAACUCCAGAUGAUGCAUCUGAAAUUGUGUGAUUGCCGACAGUAAGGUCAGUUGUCACAUCGUUAACUUUGUAGUCCUUGAUGUGUUCUUCUUAAUGGUUUAUCCGUCUCUUGUACUUCGAUUGUAUUUUCUCAAAGAGAAUGCCAGUUCACUCUACUUGGUUCUGAACAAACAUCAUCUUACUAAUCUGGCAACCUAGGUAUUAUUGGAAAGUACUGAUUUAUAGAUAUGACCAGGACAAUUAAAUGAGCAAGCAUUUACUUUCAAAGGGUGUAACAGAUCAACAGAAGCAUGUCUAUUGUCACUUUUCCAGAGAAGAUUCGACAUUAUAUCGCUUAUCAUUGUUUCCAAUAUAUUCCUUAAAUGCGAUGUAUAAUAUCCUUGCAUAAGUUGUUGUUUGUAUUAGAUGAAUCACAACCUCAGAAGAAUCGUACCUAGAACUGCGUCGCAACGAGUCAGUUGAAUCAUUUUAUGUAAUUGUAUAAGCACUUUUGUGAUUACUGCCGAACGAUUCCUUAAUUUCUGUGAGGUUUCAGUUAAAAGUGACCGAUCUUGUCA